GAAAAUAUGUGUGUUUAAAGUCCAUAAUAUCUUGUUGAUAUGUGAUAUGUGUUAAUCAAAUAUAUUGUAUGUCGGAUAGUAAUUUUAAAAUAUUCUGUGUGCCCAAUAAACCUUUUUCGACAACUAAAACCAACAUUCUAUUCAGAGACAAAACAUUAUCUGUGGCUACAACCAAGUGUCAACAAUGAAAACAAUAAUAAUAAACGAACAAAUCAAUCUAAGAGUUGUGAAAUAUGAAUUAGAUUUUUCAAGUCUGUACAAGCCCAGGCAGAUGAAGAGGAGGAGAAAAGAAAUAAAAGUACCCUCAUUCAAAAAACAUUUUGAAAUACCCUCACCACCAGUUGUAAAUCCACAGAAAAAAACGGAUGUGAAAAUUCUCAUAGAAGAAUUACUAGAGGAGUUAUAUGGCGACCGGCAUGAUUGGAGUAGCAGCAGUGCGGUUGGAUGCAGCUAUGGAUCCACAACAGUGGCCUCUGUGACAUCAGGCCAAUCAAACUGUGGAGACCAAACCGAUGCCAUCGAACUUAGCUACUUGGAAUCUUUAGAUACUGAAGAACUUCGCUCACAAGUCAUAGAAUGGCAGAGGAGUUUACAAACAGCUGGGGCUCGACUCGCAAAAUAUUUAAGAAUGCGAGACAAGCAACGCCGUUAUCAGAAAAAGCUCUGCGCGGCAUUUAGCGUCCUGCUAAGACAUAUUACUGGCGACACAAAUGCACGGUUCGGAGUGACCCCAGGCGGCGAAGGCCCAGGCGAGGGAGGCUUCGCAGAAUGGCUGCAUGCAAUGCGGCUAGUGGCCCGUCUGCCAGCUGGAGUGCCACAGCAUUUUCGCAGAAGACUAUGGCUUACUUUGGCGGACCGUCAUCUCAGCUCCAGGAACAUAGACUGGCCUGCAGCAGAGCGAGCCUGCUUCAGAGGCACAGCACAACCAGAUGAUGCAGAGCUUAGCGCUCAAAUUCUUAAGGACCUGCAUCGUACCGGUUGCUCACUAUUCUGUGGGACUGAGGGACGGGAGAAUCAGGCGAUGCUAAGAAGGGUUUUGUUGGCUUACGCACGAUGGAACAAAGAAGUAGGAUACUGCCAGGGGUUCAACAUGAUGGCUGCUAUCAUAUUAGAAGUAAUGGAGAAAGCAGAACCGGAUUCUUUGAAGGUGAUGAUUUAUUUGGUGGAGGCUGUUUUACCUGAAGGCUACUUUGCUGACGACCUUCGCGGACUGUCAGCUGACAUGGCUGCCUUUCGAGACCUUUUGCGACUCCGGCUACCACGACUUGCCAACCAUAUGGAUUAUUUACAGAAAAUAUCUGAUGGUGGUGGAGUAGAGCCUCCAUUACCGGAUGUGUUUACAAUGCAAUGGUUCCUGACUUUAUACGCAACUUGGCUCCCUCGAGACGCUCUUCUAAGGAUAUGGGAUUUGAUUCUACUAGACGGGAACGAGAUAUUAUUGCUCACAGCUCUUGCUAUUUGGGAUAUGCUUCAAGAUCGAAUACUAUCAGCCCGUUCUGCAGACGAAUUCUACAGUUGUAUGGGGGGAGGGGCCAGCACUGUGUGGGAAGCGAGUGAUGCUCUAGUCGCUAGGGUAGUCUCUCUGAACUCUGCACCAGAAUUGCCUGGUCUUCGGAACCUACAUCGGUAUAGGGUGACCCCACCAGUGCCACCAAAUGCGCCUACACAUCCACCUAUACAAUCAGCGAUGCAGUCAAUGACGAAACGAGGUCUACGGCUAUUCUAUUCGGAAGAUGAAGGCGACUCCAGUGACGAUGGCAAUAAAUUAGCACUAGCUACGGUGAUUCCCCGACGAGAUAACCGGUCAGGAACGGGUGAUAGACUUACAUUAGAUAUUGGAGCAUUGAAGAGACAAUACGCACGCCUCAGAGAGCGACAAAGACAAGCUCACGUCAUUUUGGCGGCUGCCUGCGCCCGUCACGCUGCAGUUGGCGUACCGACAUCACCUACUUCACUGACGGUGAAUAACUUACUUCUUGGUAAAAGCGCUAUAGUUAGUUCAAGGGGAAGAAGACUUGGACCUCCUCCCGGAGCUGUACCUCCUUCUCGCCAAAGCUCAAGCCAUGAAAAAACGCCUUCGAAAGGAACUUUAAAUGAAACAAUCACAUGGAAAGAAGCAAAAACGCGUAAGACUUUAGAUAGGCGAAAUUCUGUUAAGUGGAAAGAUAUUAAAAAAGAAAAAGUAGAAGUAGGUAGAAAACCAUCCAUAGAUUUAGAUGAAAGUGGAGAUGGUAUUAUUGUAUCAGAAAUAGAAGCGAAUGAGAUGAUUGCCUCUAUUCGCUCUCGUAGUUCAAGUGAAUCCUCAUCAUACUCAUCGCAUUCUAGAUCUAGUACAGACACAAGCCUUUGCGAUGAAAAUGAAGGUGGAAGUGAAUCGGAAACCGAUUUAUUAGAUGUAGAUAAAGAAAAUGAAAAUAUGAAGACAAAACCGCUUAAAAACGAACAUAACUCUAAUAUUGAAAAUAUGUCAUCACCAACAAAAAAUCAAGCUACACCAUUGGAAACCACAAACUUUAAAUCUAUAAAUAAGGAAAAUUUAUCAACUGAACUUCAUGAAAGCAUAAGCAAUCCGAUACGACCAAACAAAGAUAAUCUCAACCUAAACCUUUCUGAAUCGCAUGCGUUACUUAGCAAUAAUAAAUAUAUAUCUGGUAAUGAGAGUACAUUCUUAUCAACUCGAACGUCUCGAAGUGGCAGGUCUAAUUUUUCCACAGCAAAUUUUACUGCUUUAAGUCCAGUUGAUUUAUCUCCUUACCAUCAUUUAAACCUACAAAAAUCUUCUUUUUGCUAUGACUUUGAAUCUAAUCUUAGACGACCUUCUACUUCUAAGGCUGAUUUAUCCAUAAGACCACCAGAUUUAAUCGAUAGUUUUACAAUGUAUCCUAAUUUUGUACCAGAUAUUGACAUAUCGGACAAAUACGCAUCAGAUAUUGAAAGUCCAAUUCAGAGUCCAGAAUCUGAUAGUGCGAUUGUGAGUGAAGAUGAGCCACCUAUUCCACUAAAAGUUGAUAAAUAUUUUGAAGAUAGUCCAGAAUUUUUUGGUGCACGCUUGACAGAUCCAAAUAACGAAAAUAUUCCUAGUCGAAGGCCAAUGAAAAGAAAUUCACGUAUACACAAAAAACCUGACUCAUUAACUAUAACAAGUGACGAUCAAGAUGAGGUUACAAAUGAAACUGAAAGAGCUUCUUCAUUGCCGCAAAGACACACAUUUGUCUGUAAAAAAUCAGUUAGCCCUGAUAAAGUCCAAGAGAUAAAACCUAAAGACAGUCCUAAAGUAGAAAUCCGUAUAGAUGUUAGAAAUGAGAAGUGUGUUGAUAUGAAAAGUCAAACUCCUGUUAAAGAUGUUGUCUCUUCUAUACAAAUCCCAAAAUUAGAUCAUAGUCCACAUGAAUAUGUUUUGCAAUCUGGCCGCAAAAAUAGCGAAAGAGCAUUACAAAUUAUACAAGAAAACUCUCAAAUUCUCAGUAGAAUACUCACAAAGCAAAAUGUAACAAAUACUGCAUCUGACGUUGCUCAUACGCAAAAAAAUAUAAAUAAGGAUAAAGAUAGUAAACUUGAUCUUAUUAUAUCAAAAUCACUUGACUCUCCAUUACUCAAAGAAUCCACUUCAGAUUCUUUAAUAGGCGGCAUUAAAAGGAAACCUCAUAGUGAAUUAUCCGACAAAAAUGAUUUUUUGAGAGCUCGGCCAAUAUCCAUAGAUGAUCCUUUUUCUUUUGAAAUGAGGAAAAAAUUGCUAUCAGAAGAAUUUUCCUUAAAACACUUGAAAAGUCCAAGUAGUGAAUGUCUUGGUAAUCAAACUGAUUUGUAUGGUUGGGAAAAUAAAGGAUUUUUUGCAAAAUGUGACUUUAAAACUACAUUACUCGAAGCAGAUGACUCUAAAGAUGCAGUUUCAAAUAAUAUUGAAACAACUCGAAAUUCCAAUUCUCGAAUGGAAUCCCUCUCGAAUGAUAAAAAACCUGAUUAUAACAAAUAUUCUUUAUCAAGUGAUUCGAAAACGUUUGUAACUCUAUCAUCAGAGCUAAAAGACACAUCUACAUAUGACCAGAAAUAUACCUCUGAUGAUUACAACUAUCCGAUAUCAACUUCCAGUAAAUAUAACGACUAUGUGUUAUCAAAAGUUAGUGAUAUAUGUAGUAGGACACUUGAUAAAGAGCCAAAAAUAUGUGAAACAAAAACAGAUAGUCAGUUGAGUGAUUUUUCCCAAAAAGUAACGUCCUCUAUUAGUUUUACUUACGAUCCUUCAAUGGAAGAUGAUUCGCCGAUGGGUGCAAAGAGUAAUUCCAGUGAUACAUUGUGUCAAAUAACGUCCUUGGACCAAAUAUCGACACCGAUAUCUCCAAAAACCUUUCCGCAGCGUGAGACACUCUCAUUUCCAAAAGACUAUACGAUAAAAAGUGAUACAGUGAGAAUAGAAUCAGAUGAUACGUGUAGUGCGAUAACGUCUCUUUUAGAAACAGACACAUUAUCGUCUUUGUCUAUGCCUCGUAGUCCAUCAUCUAGUUCGUACUAUCCGUUCCCAACAAGACCAGCUUUACGUACUCCUAAAGACUUUGGGGUGAGGUUAGGGCUUUACCCAAAAGAAGCAAUCAGUUCUCCACCUAAAUAAUGUUACUUAACUUUUCUAACUUUUUACAAUUUGAAUCGUUUAUAUGUGUGAUUUCUUGGAGUUGUGUUGUAUCCUUUGCUUAAGAAUAAAGCUGUAUUAUUUUAAGCAGACUGAUAGUGACGGCUGUUUUGAUUGGUGAAUGGAGCAAUAGAUUUUUUUAAACACAUUUUGUACUGUGAUUCGAGUCAAAUUAAAUAAUUGAAUGCUAUAUUCGAAUUCUUGUAGAAAUAAAAGAAACCAGUUGCCUUGAAUUAACUAUGUUGAUAAUUAGCGCAAAAUUAUAAUAAGUCAGAUAGAAAAUUUGUUCUCGGCAAAAAUAUAGCUUAAAUUUCUAAUAAGAGAAGAGCGUGAUGAUAUUUGUUAAGAGAAUAAUGUCAAAAAU
Pieris rapae (cabbage white) is the source of this 4988-nucleotide messenger RNA. RefSeq names its product TBC1 domain family member 30. Gene Ontology annotation, cellular component: endoplasmic reticulum. The record is from RefSeq and is a predicted model, not a curated record. Bases 185 to 4606 code for a protein of 1473 amino acids. NCBI's taxonomy places the organism in Eukaryota, Metazoa, Arthropoda, Insecta, Lepidoptera, Pieridae. The transcript has 14 exons.